Molecule: messenger RNA, 7021 nt
Organism: Aphidius gifuensis
Lineage: Eukaryota; Metazoa; Arthropoda; Insecta; Hymenoptera; Braconidae
Gene: RhoGEF2
Product: rho guanine nucleotide exchange factor 11
Exons: 17
Coding region: 542-6040 (1832 amino acids)
Biological process (GO): G protein-coupled receptor signaling pathway
Cellular component (GO): cytoplasm
Molecular function (GO): G protein-coupled receptor binding; guanyl-nucleotide exchange factor activity
Source: RefSeq, a predicted model, not a curated record
UUCUUUUCAACUUGUGUAUAUUUUUUUUUUUUUUUUUUUAUUAUUAAGAUGGAUUAUGAUAACGCCUCACAGCAAUGUACAGUUAACAUACAAUAAACACAUUGCAAUAAUUAAUAAUAAUAAAAAAAUGUUGUGGUAGUUUUUUAAAAAAAAAAAAUAAAAAAACAAAAAAAAAACUACAUUGUUUAUCAAUAUAUAAUUUCUUCAUUGUUUAAAAAAUUAAAUCUACAAAAGGGAGGAGUUUACAAAGCGUCGUUUAGGACAAAAAAAAAAAGUCUAAAAAUUAACAGUGUUGUUUAUACUAUUGUGUGUUAAUUAAUAAUUUAAACAAUCAAAAAAAAAAUCAUCAAAAUAAUAAUAAAUAAAAGACAAUUCAAUGAUUAUUGGAGUACCAGAUAAAACAAUAAAUGGAAUGUUCAGUAAAAAGCCGGCAUAACGGUGAGGAAGAAGAGGAAGAAGACCAAGACGAAAAAGAAAAAGAAAAAAAAUUAGUGAUAGGUGUGGCGUUGAUGAUAUUUAUCAUUGGAUAAGUUACAGAGGGAUGAAUGGAACGACAGUGGUGCGCCGGUCUGUCGGUGCUACUGCUACAACUGGUGGUGGAAGUGGUGGUGCUGGAGCUGGAGGUAGUGUACAAGAAUUACCACCCGUUGCAACUCUUGUUGUAUACAAAGAUGAUGCUGGUUAUGGUAUGAAAGUAUCUGGUGAUAAUCCUGUUUAUGUACAAUCAGUUAAAGAUGGUGGUGCUGCUGCAAGAGCUGGUCUUCAUGCUGGUGAUACAAUAAUCAAGGUUAAUGGAGUCAACGUUACGUCUUCAACACACACUGAAGUUGUACAACUUAUAAAAUCUUCAACACAAGUUGUUCUUACGGUUCAACAAAAAACAGGUAUUCAACUUGGUACACAAAAUCAAUCACAACGACCAACAAGUUUAACAACAGCUGGUUCAAUGGUAUCAUCAACAUCACCACAAUCAUCAACAUCAUUACAUCGUGCAGCAACAGCACCAGCUGGUAGUGCACCAACAACAACAGCACGUAUUACUGGACCACAACCGGUUGACGUAAGUCACCAACGUGAUAGCAUGGAUAUUAUUAUUAUUGCUAAAAAAUACAUAUCACUUGCUUGUGACAUAAAUUUAUCUAAAUACAAUACACACAUUUAUCCGCUUUUAAAACAGAGGCUACCGUUUUUUUCUACUUUUGCACCGAAACCAUCAAAACGAAAACUUGAAAAAAAACGACAAUUGGAAACUCAGCGUGUUCACACGUUUCAACUGAUGUUGGAAAAAGAACAGAGUUAUGUUGACAAGCUGAGAAGUGAACUUGCCAAAGCUGGCACAAGUUCGGGGAAUGCAUCAAAUAUAACAACACUCCAGUCGGAAUUACAUGGUGCUGAAAGACGAGUUAGAACAUUGCAAGAUCAACUUACAGCAAUUACCACCAACGACCAGCUUUGCUCGUUGGUAACAAAUGUCCCGGUAUCCCCUGGUAAUUAUUCAAGUUCUGUAGGUGGUGGUGUUGGUGUUAUUGGUGAUAUACCACCACCCUUACCCUCACGUAAAACCACCCAGUCCAUGAUGAAUAAUUCCCCACCUCCGUUACCUCCACGACCUCCACAAUCCGUAUCAAACACGCACAACAUUGCACAAUUGGAGCCGGAGAGAAAUCUGAUGUUUCAUUUAACGCCCCCAAGUCAUGGUAUACCUAACUCUACAUCACCUGGAUCAAAUUUGGAUUCUCCAUCAUCAUCACCAUCAUCAUCACUGAAUAAACAUCAACGUGCAAAAUCAUCACCUGAACAAUUAGGUAAUUCACCAAUUGUUUUAUCACCAUCAGAAGCAAGCAGACGUUUAAUUUUAUCUGAAUCAAUGAAUGAUUUAUCAACAUUAUCAUCAUCACCACCACCACCACUACCACCACCACUACAACCAUCACCUUUAUCAUCAACAUUACCACCACCACCAUCAUCAUCUUUAUCAUCUUCAUCAUCAUUAUCAUCAUCACAAAAUCAAGGUGGUAGACAAAGUAGUAUAGAUGUUGAUGAUCCAAUACACAUCACACCACCAGGUACACCACCACCACCUUAUCCCCAACAAAAUUCUGGUCUUGAUACAACAACAUCAUCAUCAUCGUCAUCAUCAACAAUAGUAAAUGAUAAUUUUAUGGAUAAUUUAGUAAAUUAUUAUCUAACACCAACAAGACCAACGUUGAAUGAUAGUGGAACUGGUUUAUCAUUAAUUCAACAACCAAUAAUGUCAAUGGAAGAUGAUGAUAUGAGUGAUCAAGAAGUUGGACAACUAGAAGAUCAUGGACCAUUUAAAUCAUUAUCACGUUUAUGGGAACAUCAUGCACAUUUAUCUGUUUUUAUAAAUUAUGUAUUAUCAAAUAGUGAUCCAUCAAGUUUAUUAUUUUAUUUAAUAACUGAUUUAUAUAAAGAAGGUAAUGCUAAAGAAAUGCGUAAAUGGGCAUAUGAAAUACAUUCAAGUUUUUUAGUACCAUGUGCACCAUUACGUCUUAAUAAUGUUGAUGAAAGUGUAGCAUGUGAAAUUGAUGAUGUAUUAACUAAAGAAUCCGAUAAAGAAGAAAUAUUACGUAAAAUUUUUUGGAAAGCACGUGCACGUGCUAAAGAAGAAUUAAAUGAACAACUUGCUGAUUUUCAACAAAAACGUACUGCUGGUUUAGGUAUGUUAUUUGGUCCAAGUGAUAUACAACUUGAUGAAAGUGAAACAGAUAAAACAAAAGAAUAUAAAAUUAUUGAAACAUAUUUAUUACCAAAAAUGGAACCAUAUAUUGAAGAUAUUGAAAAAGAUCCAGUUGAUACACGUCAAUUAACAACUGCUGCUGGUCUUGCAACAAUAUUAACAAAAAUAUUUCAAGUACGUUCUGUAACCUUGGAUCAUGUGCCAACAUUUGUUGCUAAGGAUAAAUCAAAUAUUAAAACACGUUUAUUAGCUAAUAAAAAUCGUAAAAUGAUUAUCAAAGGACAUCAUUUUAGUAUACAUCAAUAUUAUACUGUAACUAGUUGUAAUCAAUGUGAUAAUAUUAUUGGAGGUAUUGGUCCACAAGGCUAUCAGUGUUGUGAUUGCUCGUUGAGUUUUCAUCGUCAAUGCGUCAGAACUGUUGAUGAUGUUUGUCCUGGUCCAAAUUUGAGUGCGAAAAAGGAUCGUGCUAAUGAUAGACUUAGCAAAUUUAUGGAACGUAUUAGACCAGAAAGAAAACCACCAUCAUCUCAUCAUCAUCAUGCCAUUGCAACCAAUCACAUUAUUUCGGCUGAACGUAUGGAUUCUGCUGUUCCAGAUGGCGAAAAUGGAGAAUUUCGUGGAGGCGGUGCAAGCGGAAACACUCGUAGUGAAAGAGGACGUGCUUCCGUUCAUGAUCAUAUUGAUAGCAUAGACGAUCCUUCAUCUCGAGAAGAUAUAUCCGAAAUGGUACAUCAAAAUAUAUCAACAAAACCAAAAGGAGCAAAUAUCAACAGAUCUGAAAGUUACAAAGAGAGAAUACAUCAUAGGGUAAAAAAAAAACAGAUGAGAGAAAAAAGAAAAACAAGUGAUCCAAAUUUAUCAAAAACAAAUAGGACUGGUUACAGUGAUUGUGAGGUACCUGGUGGAUUUCCUGGUAAUUCUGCUGGUAGUUCAUCAAACAGUAGUUUAUCAACAAGAAGUUUAGACAGUCCAAGUACAAGUUUGGAACAGGUACAUCCAACAAAUUCAGCUAAUAAUAAUAAUUCAACAUCUGGAGAUAGUGAUAUUGAUGUUGAAGCUGAUACACCUGAUUGGAGUCAUGGUGUUGCUGAUGAUGUACUAUCAGGUUUAACAAAUUCAGAAAAAAAACGACAAGAAGUUAUAAAUGAAUUAUUUCAUACUGAAAAAUCACAUGUACGUGCAUUAAAAGUACUGUCACUUGUAUUUCAUAAACCAUUGCUUAAUUCAAAUGUACUACCACUCGAUCAAAUUGAAUUGUUAUUUUCAAAUUUAGACGAAAUGAUAUCAAUUCAUUCACAUUUUAAUCAAUCAAUGAAACGUAAAAAAAAUGAAAAUCCAUGUGUUGGUGAUAUUGGUGAAUUAUUAUUAGAUAUGUUUGAUGGUGAUAAUGGUGAAACAUUUGAACGUGCUGCAUCAAAAUAUUGUGCAAAACAACAAGUUGCACUUGAUGCAUUACGUGAUCGUAGACGUAAAGAUACAAAAUUAAAUGCAUUUUUAAAUGAAAUGGAAUCAAAUCCAAUGUGUCGUAGAUUACAAUUAAAAGAUCAUAUACCAACUGGUAUGCUUAGAUUAACAAAAUAUCCAUUAUUACUUGAAAAUUUAGCAAAAUAUACACCAGAAAAAAAUGAAAAAGAACGUGCAUCUGUAUUACGUGCAUGGGAAAGAAGUAAAGAAAUUGUUAGUUUAGUUAAUCAAGCUGUUAGAGAAACAGAAGAUUGUCAACGUUUAGAAGAAAUAAUAAGAAUGAUUGAUGAUAGAUCAGCAUUUGAUAAAUUUGAUUCAUCAACAGUACAAGAAAUUAAAAAUCUUGAUAUUACUAAAAGAAGAUUAAUAUUUGAGGGUUCAUUACAAUUAAGAAUGUUAAAUAAACCAAAACCAGUUGAUUUACAUGUUGUUUUAAUGGAUGAUACAAUAUUAUUGCUACAAAAACAAGAAGAAAAAUAUUUACUUAAAUUUAUGAAUACAAAUCAAUCAAAUUCUGUAUUAAGUCCAAUUGUUAAAAUAUCAACUGUACUUGUACGUAAUAAUGCUGUUGAUAAAAAUUCAUUAUAUCUUGUUAAUACAUCACAAAAAGGUGCACAAAUAUAUGACUUAGUUGCAUCAACACAAGCUGAAAGAAAAUUAUGGAAUAAACAUAUUUCAGAAGCUGCUGAAGCAUAUAAAGCUAAAAAUCGUGAAGGUAGACGUUCAUCACCACCAACUGUUAUCAAUGACGAUACAAAUUCAUCAAGUCAAGAUAAUCAAUCUGAUAAUAUUAAUGAUAAAAAUAAAAUUGAUGAAGAAAUUGAACAAAAACAAACAAGUGAACAAUUAAAUUCUACAAUUAGUCAAACAAAUAAUGAUGAUAACAAUAUUGAUGAACCAUCAACAACACCUACAACAACAACAACAACAACAACAGUAGAAUCAAAUACAACACCAUCAGUAUCAUCAACCAUUGAAACAGUAACAAAUUUAUCAUCUACAUCUAAUCAACAGCCAUCAUCAACACCUGAUAAUAUUAAUACACAAAAUUCAACACCACCAGCAACAAUAACAACUGAUGGAUUACAAUUUGUAACAUGUACACAAACUUCAUUAAUUGAUCCAAUUGAAGUACAUGCUGAUGAACGUCCAGUACAUACUGCUGAGCCAGUAUUAACACCAAUUGAAUGUUUAAGAAGAAAAGAUGAUGUUAUUAAAAAUGCAUUAAUUGAAAAACAAUUACUUGUUGCUGAUAUACUUAAUAUACCAAAAGAAGAUUUUGAACAUGUUGCUGAUAUGGCAUCAGAAGCAACUGGUAUUGAUAAAGAACCAGCUGAAUUAAUACUUGCUGCAAUUAGUCAAACAAAUCAACUUAUGAGUAUUAUUAAUUCAGCAUUAAAUGUCACUGAGACUGAAGCUGUACUUGCUGCAAGGGGUACAAAUGCUGCUAGUUUAACAACAAGUUGUGAUUCACCUGGUUGUCCUAUUCCAAGAAUUAAUCAACAACAACAACAACAACCGUCAAUUCCUAUUGUUGAAUUACAACCAAUUUGUCAUUCCUUGACGUCACAAUUGUCACAACUAUUGGAAAUAAUAAAACAAAGAGAAGAAGAACGUGAAAAAUUACGUAAAGAAUUACGAAAAAGUCGUGAACGUCUUCAUGCAUUUGAUAUUGAAGCACAAAAACGUGAUACAUCAAUUAAAUCAUCAACAAUCAUCCCAGAUAAUGGUGAAAAUUUACAUGCUGAUUGUAACGAAGAUUUAAACAAAGAUGAAUUUGUCGACGCAUGCACUGAUCCAGAGAUGAUUAAAAGUCAACCAAACAACACUAAAGUAACAUCCAGUAAUCAAGUGAUGGGUGAUUCAGUUGGUUGAUCAAACUCAAUAUAAUUUAACUAAGUUAAAUUUAAUUUUUAGAAUUUUUAUAUUAUAUAUAAUAUAUAUAUAUAAAUCCACACACAUAUAUAUAUAUUAUUUUUGUUUAUAAAAAAGAAGAAAAAAAAAACACACGUAAAUAUAAAUAAAUAAAAAACCUUGGUGCAUUUUUAAAAGAGGUCGCAAAAUGCUCAUGCUAAAAAUCAAAAAGGAUUAAGACCAAUUUGUGUCAAUAUUAAAAAAUUAUAAAUUAUUACUUUGACACUGCUGUACUAUUAAUUUGGCUAGAAAAAAAAAAUAAUAAUUGAAAAUUUAUAAAAAUGUAUUGGGAGGGUGGGAAAUUAAAAUUUUGAAAAUACUUUAUUCAAGAAUUUUAUGUAAAUAGAUUUGAUAUAUAUAUAUAUAUUAUUAUUAAUUUUUCCAUUUUUUUUUUUUUUUUUUUUGGCGCUUCCAUAUGAUUUUUGACACAGUAUCAAUGAUAACUGAUUAUACAUAUUUAUAUAUAUUUUUUUUUUCACAAAUAGAAUAACAUUUUCAAUUUUCUAUCGAUAUUUUUUAAAAAAAAAUUGCGUGAUUAUACAGUAGUAUAAAAUCAUUGAAUAUAACAAAAAAAAAAAAAAAAUUGAUAAAUUUUGUACAAGAAUAUUCGAAAAAAAAAAAAAAAAAGUAAUUAGUUUAAAAAAAUAUUAUACAAAUUUUUGCACUGACAUAUACAUUUGUAUUUGAAUCAUUUAUACAAUACGUAAUUGAUAAUCAAUAUUAUUAUUUUUUUUUUUUGAUAAAAUUUAUUUUUUAAAAUUAGAAGAAAAAAAAGAAAAUUAAUUCUAAUUAUAUGGAAAAUUAUUUGUCCACAUUAAUUUACGAUUUAUAUAUUAUAUAUUGAUUAAAAUAAAAAAUAAAAAACAAAUAGUGAUAUAUUAUUGUUGUACAUUUAUAAAGAAAAAAAAAAAAAAUUAUAUUUUAAUUAUUUGGUAUAUGUUU